Raphanus sativus (radish) is the source of this 638-nucleotide messenger RNA. Its product is annotated as V-type proton ATPase subunit e2-like. Gene Ontology annotation, molecular function: proton-transporting ATPase activity, rotational mechanism. The transcript has 3 exons. Gene Ontology annotation, biological process: proton transmembrane transport. Gene Ontology annotation, cellular component: proton-transporting V-type ATPase, V0 domain. The coding region runs from base 171 to 383 and encodes 70 amino acids. Lineage: Eukaryota; Viridiplantae; Streptophyta; Magnoliopsida; Brassicales; Brassicaceae. The record is from RefSeq and is a predicted model, not a curated record.
ACUGAGAGGCCACGAAACGAAAAUACGAUCCUCCAAAUCCAUCAUCAUCAUCCUCGUCGUCCACAGGAGCUUCAUUCCGAUCUGUGAGACCUCUCUUUUGUUAUUAUUAUAUCGCAUUUGUUCUGAAACGUGUAAUUUCUCGUGGCUUUGGGGAUCAUUCAGGAUCAGACAUGGCUUUCCUUGUGACAUCGUUAAUAUUCGCUGUGGUCGGCAUCAUUGCUUCGAUUUUCACAAGAAUCUGCUUCAACCAAGGCCCCUCCACCAAUCUGCUACAUUUUACUUUGGUCAUUACAGCCACUGUCUGCUGUUGGUUGAUGUGGGCAAUUGUAUACAUUGCGCAGAUGAAGCCUCUCAUUGUCCCAAUCCUAAGCGAGGUUGAGUAGAAACCAUCUCUACUCACACUAGGCAACCCAAUGCACGGAUUUGGUUGUCUGCUUGUUCUUUCUGUGUUUCCCUCUUCAAUCAUAUCGGUUUUCCUUUCCCUUUUGUAAUUUUUACAGCUGUGGAACAAACAAUACGUUUGCCUCUUCUUCACUGUCACAUCUCGUCUCUCAUUCAUUUAUAUAACAGUCUGCAUAGACUGCCACAGAGUUCAGUCUGUAUUAUUUGUUGAUGAAAUAAAAAUCUUUGGAGGAAUA